GUUUUUCAGAAAACAGUUUCUAUUACCAAAAAUUUCAACCAAAAAAGACCGAUCCAACAUUUCAUCCCGAAAAGCCAAACGAAAACCAGAUCUGCAAAGCGUUCUUCUCCAUUGCUGUAAUGCAGUUCUUGUCGUCUUUAUUCCUGGAUAGAUGGUUUGCUUAUUAUAUUAAGCUCCUCUAAUCUAUUUUAUUGGUUUGGUUGGUGAUGAUGUUUUUCUUCGUUUCUUUGAGACUGAAAAUGAAGAAGUCUUCAAUUUGGACCUAGGGAUAUUGAACUUUGUGUGCCAUGCUUCUUGUAGCAGUGCUUCUAAAUUAUUUUUGAGUGUAAUUAUGAACUUGGAAUAAACAUUUCAACUUUACCAUACGCUUCCAAUUCAAGAAUGAAGCGUUAUGUCUACAUCAACGAUGAUGAAUCUACUUAUGAUUUAUAUUGUGACAACCGCAUAUCGAAUAGGAAGUAUACUGUGUUGAACUUCCUCCCAAAAAAUUUAUUGGAACAGUUCAGCCGCUUUAUGAACCAGUACUUUUUGCUGAUAGCUUGUCUUCAGUUAUGGUCGCUUAUUACACCAGUAAAUCCUGCCAGUACAUGGGGUCCGCUUAUUUUCAUUUUUGCGGUCUCUGCAACGAAAGAGGCAUGGGAUGAUUACAACAGAUAUCUCUCAGACAAGAAAGCAAAUGAGAAAGAAGUUUGGGUUGUCAAGCAGGGCAUUAAAAAACAUGUAUUAAAACCUCUUAGUAGUCAUCUUUCUCUUUCUGUGAUUCAGGCACAGGAUAUUCAUGUUGGUAAUAUAAUAUGGCUACGGGAGAAUGAUGAAGUGCCAUGUGAUCUUGUUUUGAUUGGAACCUCUGAUCCACAAGGCCAGUGCUACAUAGAGACUGCUGCCCUAGAUGGUGAAACUGAUCUUAAGACAAGGGUCAUUCCAUCUGCUUGCAUGGGGAUUGAUCUUGAACUCUUGCACAAAAUCAAGGGUGUAAUUGAGUGUCCUAUUCCAGAUAAGGACAUUAGAAGAUUUGAUGCAAAUUUGCGAUUAUUUCCUCCAUUUAUUGAUAAUGAUGUGUGCCCAUUAACCAUUAAUAACACAAUUCUUCAGUCAUGUUACUUGCGAAACACAGAGUGGGCUUGUGGAGUAGCUGUCUACACAGGCAAUGAAACCAAGCUGGGUAUGAGUAGGGGCAUACCUGAACCAAAGCUUACAGCUGUGGAUGCUAUGAUUGACAAAUUGACCGGAGCUAUAUUUAUUUUUCAAAUUGUGGUUGUUAUGGUUCUAGGCGUAGCUGGUAAUGUAUGGAAGGAUACAGAAGCAAGGAAGCAAUGGUAUGUCCUAUACCCAGAGGAGGGUCCGUGGUAUGAACUAUUAGUCAUCCCUCUUCGGUUUGAACUACUUUGUUCUAUCAUGAUACCCAUAUCAAUUAAGGUUUCUCUCGACCUUGUAAAGAGCUUAUAUGCAAAGUUUAUUGAUUGGGAUAAUGAAAUGAUCGACCAUGAAACUGGUACUCCAGCCCAUGCAGCAAAUACAGCAAUUAGUGAGGACCUGGGACAAGUUGAGUACAUUUUGACUGACAAAACUGGUACCCUAACCGAGAAUAAAAUGAUCUUUAGAAGGUGUUGUAUCAAUGGAAUUUUCUAUGGAAAUGAGACAGGAGAUGCAUUGAAAGAUGCAAGAUUGCUCAAUGCUGUUGCCUCUGGCGCUCCUGAUGUUAUACGUUUUGUGACAAUUAUGGCAAUAUGUAACACAGUCAUACCUAUUCAAAGUAAAAGUGGGGAUAUCUUGUACAAGGCACAGUCUCAGGAUGAGGAUGCACUUGUCCAAGCUGCUGCUCAGUUGCAUAUGGUUUUUUUUAAUAAAAAUUCAAACAUUUUUGAGAUUAAGUUCAAUGCUUCAAUAAUUCGAUAUGAAGUUUUGGAAACUCUGGAGUUCACUUCUGAUAGAAAAAGAAUGUCAGUUGUGGUGAAGGAUUGCCAGAAUGGAAAGAUUAUCCUUUUAUCAAAGGGUGCAGAUGAAGCAAUUCUUCCCUAUGCAUACACUGGGCAGCAAACGAGGAUGUUUGUUGAAGCUGUUGAUCAAUAUGCUCAAUUGGGCCUGCGUACACUUUGUCUAGCUUGGCGUGAGUUAGGGGAAGAUGAAUAUCAAGAUUGGUCUUUGAUGUUUAAGGAGGCUAGUAGCACAUUGGUUGAUAGAGAGUGGAGAAUAGCUGAGGUCUGUCAAAGACUAGAGCAUGAUUUGGAAGUCCUUGGAGUUACUGCAAUAGAGGAUCGUUUACAGGAUGGUGUACCAGAAACAAUUGAAACACUGAGAAAGGCAGGAAUAAAUUUUUGGAUGCUUACUGGAGACAAGCAGAAUACUGCCAUUCAGAUUGCUCUUUCUUGCAAUUUUGUUUCUCCAGAGCCAAAAGGUCAGCUUCUGUUAAUUGAUGGCAAAACUGAGGAUGAAGUUCGUCGAAAUUUGGAGAGAGUUUUACUUACAAUGAGAAUCACAACUUCAGAACCUAAGGAUGUGGCAUUUGUUGUUGAUGGCUGGGCUCUUGAAAUUGCACUUAAGCAUUAUCGCAAAGCUUUUACUGAAUUAGCAAUAUUGUCAAGGACUGCUAUAUGCUGUCGUGUAACGCCAUCCCAAAAAGCACAGCUUGUCGAGAUUUUGAAAUCUUGUGACUAUAGAACGUUGGCUAUUGGGGAUGGUGGAAAUGAUGUGAGGAUGAUACAACAAGCUGACAUUGGAGUUGGCAUUAGUGGGAGAGAGGGACUGCAGGCAGCAAGGGCAGCUGAUUAUAGUAUAGGGAAGUUCAGAUUCCUGAGAAGGUUGAUACUUGUUCAUGGGCGUUACUCUUACAACCGUACAGCAUUCCUAUCUCAAUAUUCCUUUUACAAAUCCCUAGUGAUAUGUUUCAUCCAAAUCUUUUUCUCUUUUAUUUCAGGUGUCUCAGGAACCAGUCUUUUUAAUUCUGUUAGCUUGAUGGCUUAUAAUGUUUUCUACACCAGUAUCCCUGUUCUAGUCAGCGUCCUUGAUAAAGAUCUUAGUGAAGAAACUGUAAUGCAGCAUCCACAAAUUUUGUUUUAUUGCCAAGCAGGAAGGCUUCUCAAUCCUAGCACAUUCGCUGGGUGGUUUGGACGAUCCCUUUUCCAUGCAAUUGUUGUAUUUAUAAUCAGCAUACAUGCCUAUGCCUAUGAAAAAAGUGAAAUGGAGGAGGUUGCAAUGUUGGCACUUUCUGGAUGUAUUUGGUUGCAAGCUUUGGUAAUGGCCUUAGAGACAAACUCAUUUACUAUACUACAACAUCUUGCAAUAUGGGGGAAUUUAUUUUUUUUCUAUGUCAUGAACUGGAUCUUCAGUGGCCUUCCGUCUUCUGGGAUGUACACGAUUAUGUUCCGCUUGUGUAGACAACCAUCGUAUUGGAUCACAUUGGGUCUCAUAGUUGCAGCAGGGAUGGGUCCGAUUCUUGCUCUGAAGUACUUCCGUUACACGUACAGGCCAAGUAAAAUCAAUACACUUCAGCAGGCUGAGCGUUUGGGUGGACCUAUCCUGACAUUGGGAAACAUAGAGCCUCAACCACGAUCAAUAGAGAAAGAUAUAUCGCCGUUAUCAAUAACUCAACCCAAGAUCCGAAAUCCAGUCUACGAACCGCUACUGUCGGAUUCACCAAAUUCUGUGAGGAGAUCUUUUGGGUCUGGAACACCUUUUGAUUUUUUUCAGUCACAGUCCAGAUUGUCCUCAUCUAACUACACCAGAAAUUGUAAGGAUAACUGAGUUAUACAAAUACCUUUAGCAAUUAGGUAUAUACAAAAACAGAUUAAUAGUUGCCAGAGCUCAAAGCUGAACAAUACUAUCAUUUUUUGUUAUUUAAAUGUAAAUCAGCAAUGUAUGUAGCAGAUAUAGGUUCUUGAAGCAAUUUACUAUAAAAAGUGUAUCUUCUGCUUCAUGCACUGAAAUAAAUGAUGAUUCAGUCAGUACAAAAUUUUGCC
This is a messenger RNA of Ziziphus jujuba (common jujube), 3956 nucleotides long. Its product is annotated as phospholipid-transporting ATPase 2. The record is from RefSeq and is a predicted model, not a curated record. The transcript is spliced from 25 exons. The coding region runs from base 382 to 3741 and encodes 1119 amino acids. Gene Ontology annotation, molecular function: magnesium ion binding; ATP binding; ATP hydrolysis activity. Gene Ontology annotation, biological process: phospholipid translocation. NCBI's taxonomy places the organism in Eukaryota, Viridiplantae, Streptophyta, Magnoliopsida, Rosales, Rhamnaceae. Gene Ontology annotation, cellular component: plasma membrane.